CUUACCUACUAAUAUAAUAUUAUUAAGUUGUUUGUUGUUAAUAAAACCCGCGGUUAAAAUAUUAUCAAUGAUAUAAAAUCGCGUUUUUUAAAGUUCAUUCAUUAACAUUUAGUUUACCAAGUGUCGCAUUACGCAUACUGUGGUCAACGUACAGUGUACACUCUAAUUGUACAAUUUCGUCGAUUAGAAUACCUAGUUCAAUUUUGUAAUUCUGUCCCGGUUCGCCUUGACAUUUUGAUAGUAACCUACCUUACAACACCAUUCCACAGUAACCGACCAAAUAAUUUUUAUGACAAUCAACAGUAAGUUAUCAAUUAAGCAGUUUUUUAAAAACUAAAAUGGAAAACAUAACUAUUCAUAGUGUUAAAGUGGAGAACAGUAUAUAUUUGACCGAUCAUAACUACUAUAUUCCCCCCGUUACAGAUAGCAAUAAUAUUAAAAGUAGGAAUAAUGAACAUUUGUUGGAGCACAAUUAUUUUUCACAAGAUAUAAGUAUUCUAUAUGAUAAAAAGAGGAAUAAUCAUCAUUUGUUAGAACAUAACUAUUUUUUAUCAGUUUUUAACUUCAAAGUAAAAAAAGAAAUCAUACAUUCAGAGAAUAGUAAAGAUGAAACUGGUGAAGAAGAAAAAAAUUAUGAUGAUGAAUACAAAGUACCUGUUUCAUAUUCUAUAUUGCCAGGUGUUCGGUUAAAUUCACAAGUUUAUAUGGAUAAUUUAUACCACAGAUAUUAUAAACAUUCAAGUAGGAGCAAUGUAAUAUAUUUAGUAUGUGAAAAUCAAAAGAAUAAAGCAGAAUUUUGUCCAGUAAUGGCAUCUAUAAGUGCAGAUAUGAAUAACAAUAGAAUAAAAACAACUGGGCAGCAUAAUCAUCUUCCUCGACGAGUGGACAUUUCUAUGGUAAAUUUAAGAAGAGCAAUUGGUCUACAAGCAACAAGAUCUGAAUCACUGUCCAUACCAAUUAAACAGUUAUACAAUCAAGCAAUAAUCACAAAUCCAGAAGGUGCAAAAAAUUAUUCUUUAUCACAGUCACAAUUAAGUGUAAGAAGAAUGCGUCGACGUCGUCAAGUGGCUUCAAUUGUUUAAGAUGUGUCAGGUUCCAUGAGUCAGGGGUAAUAAGACUCAUUUACUAUUACAAUUUAUCUCCAGUUAUGACCUUGGACUUCAAUUAUGAAUGAUAAAAUAAAAAUCAACGGACACAAUGUAAGGAGAGCUAUAAGAUUACAAUAUCCUGACUACUAUAGACAGUUACAAAACAAGAAAUAAUCGUAGUUUAUCUACGUUGUGUAAGAAAAUGAAGUUUUUUGCAAGAAAAAUUAAUAUUAUUUUACAAUGUUUUGCAGAUCAUGCUUUAUAUUAAAGGUUUUAUAUUUUGAACUAUUAUUUAGCCGUACAAGAAACUUAAAAGAGAUAAUAAAAAUAGUGAUUUUACAAUCAAUCAUAUGUAUAAAACAUUUGGUCUCUAUAAAUAUAUAUUUAAUAUGUAGAUGCUUUAUUCUUGGCAAUUAAUAAAAUAAAACAUUUAUUCUCUUGGAGUUUGUUUUCCAGUAUAAGUA
This is a messenger RNA of Aphis gossypii (cotton aphid), 1552 nucleotides long. RefSeq lists its product as uncharacterized. The coding region runs from base 339 to 1082 and encodes 247 amino acids. The record is from RefSeq and is a predicted model, not a curated record. NCBI's taxonomy places the organism in Eukaryota, Metazoa, Arthropoda, Insecta, Hemiptera, Aphididae. The transcript is spliced from 11 exons.